Molecule: messenger RNA, 120 nt
Organism: Racocetra persica
Lineage: Eukaryota; Fungi; Glomeromycota; Glomeromycetes; Diversisporales; Gigasporaceae
Source: the annotation of a GenBank genome assembly
AUGUCUCAUUCAAUUGGUGCCGAAAAGUACGCUACUUGGAGUAAAGAGGAAUUAAUUGCAAAACUACUAAAUUAUGAGACUGGUCAACAAACUCAAUGCGAUUCUAUUUCAGCGACUACA